AUGUCGCUGGGUGCCACCAUGCUCGGCCGGCGCCACGUCCUACCCGAGGUCUGCUCAACGCUACACGACAUACAGGUCGAAGGCACCUUUCCCUCGGGCACCUUUCUCGUGACGGUCCAGAACCCAAUCGCCACAGAGGACGGCGACUUCGCCCGCGCGCUGUACGGCAGCUUCAUCCCGGUGCCAGCCGACGCAGACGAACUGUUCCCGCCGCAUCCGGACGAAGCCUUCGCUCAAGAGAACCAACCAGGCGCCGUGGUGUGCGUCAAGAACGAGGUGAUCAAACUCAACGAGGGCAAGAAGCGCAUCAAGCUCAAGGUCACCAGCAAAGGCGACCGCCCCAUCCAAGUCGGCAGCCACUACCACUUUAUCGAAGUCAACCCGGCCCUCGAGUUCGACCGCCUGCGCUCGUACGGCUACCGCCUCGACCUCCCGUCGGGAAGCUCAGUACGCUUCGAGCCCGGCGACACCAAGACGGUCACGCUCGUCGAGAUCGGCGGACUCAAGUCCAUCCGCGGUGGCAACGGCAUCGCCUCGGGCCGGGUCGAUUUCGGCCGGCUCAAGGAAAUCCAAGACCGGCUACAAGAGGCCGGGUUCGCGCACGUCACGGACCCGGCGGGCGACGCCGCGCUGCUGUCGGACGGCGGGGGCCAUAUCAUCGAAGGCGCCACGAUCGACCGCGACACCUACGCGACCAUGUUCGGGCCGACGACAGGCGACCGCGUGCGGCUCGGCAAGACGGACUUGUGGAUCCAGGUCGAGAAGGACUAUACCGUCUACGGCGACGAGUGCAAGUUUGGCGGCGGCAAGACGCUGCGUGAUGGCAUGGGGUCGGCUACGGGCCGCACCAGCGCUGAGUCGCUUGAUUUGGUGGUUACCAAUGCGUUGAUUGUUGACUGGACGGGGAUUUUCAAGGCGGAUAUCGGUGUUAAGGACGGGUAUGUGGUGGGGAUUGGUAAGGCGGGUAACCCGGAUGUUAUGAACGGUGUGACGCCGGGGAUGAUUGUGGGUAGCUGUACGGAUGUGAUUGCGGGAGAGGGCAAGAUUGUGACGGCUGGGGGAAUCGAUACGCAUAUUCACUUUAUCUGCCCGCAGCAGGCUGAGGAUGCGAUUGCUUCGGGGAUUACGACCAUGGUGGGCGGUGGUACUGGGCCGGGAGCCAAUACAGCGGCCACAACUUGCACACCCGGACCGUACUUCAUCCGCGAGAUCUUGCGCGGCGCCGACAAGCUCCCCGUCAACAUCGGCAUCACAGCCAAGGGCAACGACAGCGACCCGGUGGCCCUCCGCGAGAUGGUCAAGGCCGGCGCGUGCGGGCUCAAGCUGCACGAGGACUGGGGCUGCACGCCCGCAGCCAUCGACAGCUGCCUGACGGUGUGCGACGAGCUAGACGUGCAGUGCAUGAUCCAUACUGACACCCUCAACGAGUCCGGCUACGUCGAGCAGACCCUCAAAGCCGUCGGCGACCGCACCCUGCACGCCUACCACACCGAGGGUGCCGGCGGCGGCCACGCCCCCGACAUCAUCCGUAUCGCCGAGUACCCCAACAUCCUCCCCUCCUCCACCAACCCAACCCGCCCUUACACCCGCAACACCCUGGAAGAACACCUCGACAUGCUGAUGGUCUGCCACCACCUGACCAAGGACAUCCCCGAGGACGUGGCCUUCGCCGAGAGCCGCAUCCGCGCCGAGACCAUCGCCGCCGAGGACGUGCUGCACGACCUGGGCGCCAUCAGCAUGAUGAGUUCCGACAGCCAGGCCAUGGGCCGCUGCGGCGAGGUCAUCUUGCGCACCUGGCAUACCGCUCACAAGAACAAGAUCCAGCGCGGGCCUUUGCCCGAGGAUGUUGGUACGGGUGCCGACAACUUCCGCGUCAAGCGCUAUAUUAGCAAGUACACCAUCAACCCGGCUAUUGCCCAGGGCAUGUCGCAUAUGAUUGGGAGUAUUGAAAAGAACAAGCUGGCUGAUUUUGUGAUUUGGGACCCGGCUUGGUUUGGUACCAAGCCCACUUGGGUCGUGAAAUGCGGCAUGGUUGCUUACUCUCAGAUGGGCGACGCCAACGCCUCGAUCCCCUCCGUCCAGCCCAAGAUAAUGCGCCCCAUGUGGUCCACCUACAUCCCGCAAACCAGCGUGGCCUUCGUCUCCCAGUCAAGCAUCGACAACGGCGUGGUCGGUACGUAUGGUCUGCUCAAACGUAUCGUGCCCGUCCGCGGGUGCCGUACCGUAGGCAAGCGGGAUCUGAAAUUCAACGAUGCCACGCCGCGGAUGAGGGUUGAUCCGGAGAGUUAUGUGGUGGAGGCUGAUGGGGUGGUGAUGGAUUCCGAGCCGAUGAGUGAGUUGCCUUUGGCGCAGACGGCGUAUUUUUACUAG
Molecule: messenger RNA, 2370 nt
Organism: Dichotomopilus funicola
Lineage: Eukaryota; Fungi; Ascomycota; Sordariomycetes; Sordariales; Chaetomiaceae
Exons: 3
Coding region: 1-2370 (789 amino acids)
Biological process (GO): urea catabolic process
Cellular component (GO): urease complex
Molecular function (GO): nickel cation binding; urease activity
Source: RefSeq, a predicted model, not a curated record